Messenger RNA from Hibiscus syriacus, 2106 nucleotides. Its product is annotated as polygalacturonase 1 beta-like protein 3. Bases 86 to 1963 code for a protein of 625 amino acids. NCBI's taxonomy places the organism in Eukaryota, Viridiplantae, Streptophyta, Magnoliopsida, Malvales, Malvaceae. The record is from RefSeq and is a predicted model, not a curated record. The transcript has 2 exons.
UCUCUUUAAACGCAACAAAACAAAACAAAACUUACAAACUUUCUUUCUCUCCCUCUCGAAGACGCUGAAAAGAAAAACACUGAAAAUGCUUAAUCUAUGGACUUGUUUCUUACUUUCCUUUCUCUCAUCCUUCAGUGUUUUGUUCGGCGGUGUCGGUGCUUCUUUGGUGUCGGAAAAUCCAUUUACUCCAAAGGCCUCCGUGAUUCGUUACUGGAACAACGAGAUCCGCAGUGAAAUACUCAAAACCCAUUUUUUGCUCUCCAAAGUUUCGCCGCUAACCGCCGUCGACUCGGCCGGUUUUUCUAAACUGGCUGCCCAAAACGACCUUGCUUCCCGUCUCCCUUCUUUUUGUUCCGCCGCCAAACUAUUUUGCUUCCCUGAUUUAUCCCCGAGUUUCGAGAAGCACACCGGAGAUGUAAAGUUCGCGGUCUACGCCAUCAAGAAUUUCACCAAUUAUGGAACGGACCGACUCUCUGGAGUUGACUCGUUUAAGAACUACUCGGAGGACAACAACGUUGUCGUCGACUCGUUCCGCCGAUACAGUCGGGACUCGGCGGGCCACAAGGAACAAUUCUCCAAUUAUGCUAGUGAAGCCAACGUCGUGGACCAGAGCUUCAACACCUACGCCACCGAUGCCAUUGGCGGUUCCGGAGACUUCAACAACUACAACAAAGAAGUCAACAAUCCCAAUCUCCGUUUCACUUCGUACUCCGACGACUCCAACGGGCACGGGCAGAUAUUCACACAGUACACCGAGAAUGCCAACGCCGGGAACGGGCAGUCAUUCACGAGUUACGGGAAAAACGGUAACGGCUUCCCUAACGACUUCAGUAGUUACGGGAAAGGAGCCAAUGUGAUAGGGUCAGGAUUUUCUGGUUACGGGGAAUCAGCCAACGGGGCGAAUGACAGUUUCACUUCGUACGGAUUCGACUCCAAUGUUCCGCAAAAUACUUUCAAGAGUUAUGGAGACGGCGGCAAUGCGGCGGUCAACAGUUUCUCAAGCUACCGCGAUCAAGCCAAUGUGGGUGACGAUUCUUUCCAAUCGUACGCCAAAAAUUCCAACGGAGAGACGGUCGAUUUCUCAAACUACGGCCAAUCGUUUAACGAAGGAACCGAUAAAUUCACAGGGUACGGCCAAGGAGCGAUGGGCCAGUCCAUUGGGUUCAAAAUCUAUGGAAGAAACAACACUUUCAAGGAUUAUUCAAAAAAGGGUAUCACUUUCAGUAGAUACAACAACGAGAGUUCCUCUGAAACUGCUCAAGUUAAGGCCAGUGGCAGUGUCAUGAAUAAAUGGGUGGAGCCGGGCAAAUUCUUCCGGGAAAAGAUGCUGAAGCGAGGGACGGUGAUGCCAAUGCCGGACAUAAAAGAUAAAAUGCCAGAAAGGUCGUUUUUGCCCCGGACCAUUGUUUCAAAAUUACCGUUUUCUUCCUCCAAGAUCGAUGAAUUGAAACGGAUAUUCCGGGCGGGGGCUAACUCCACACUGGAAACCCUAAUGCUCGACGCCUUAAAAGAGUGCGAGCGAGCACCGAGCCCCGGCGAGACCAAACGGUGCGUGGGAUCGGUGGAGGACAUGAUCGACUUCGCCACCUCGGUUCUGGGGCGGAACGUGGAGGUUCGUACGACGGAGAGCGUUAAGGGGUCGAAGCAGAACAUAAAGAUCGGAACCGUGAGAGGAAUCAACGGUGGGAAAGUAACGAAAUCGGUUUCUUGUCACCAGAGUUUGUACCCGUAUUUGCUUUACUACUGUCACUCGGUUCCCAAGGUCCGGAUAUAUGAAGCGGAUAUUCUGGAUCCGAAUUCAAGGGAGAAGAUCAAUCACGGUGUGGCCAUCUGUCAUUUGGACACAUCUAGUUGGAGUUCGAAUCACGGGGCAUUCUUGGCUUUGGGUUCGGGUCCGGGUCGGAUCGAGGUUUGCCACUGGAUUUUCGAGAACGAUAUGACUUGGACCAUAGCUGAUUCGUAAGUAAAUUUGGUUGAAAAAAAAACCUUUGGCUAAGAUAACUUAGCCAAUGAUGAAAUUAUGAAUUUGUCCAUUUUGUUUUUUUUUCUCUACUUUAGUUUAAGAUUAUGGAAUGCAAUACAGAAAUAUGAAUUAUUUUUUCUUUU